GAUUCCUGAGGAGCUCUGGGGGAUUCGGGGCAGGUCACAGCUCCUUCCCUCACCUUUGGAAUGUGCUGAUCCGGGGUGGGGACGGAUCAAAGCUGCCAUGGUGGCUUUGCCCUGCCAGUCAAUGCUGACAGAACCAAUCCUCACUCCUGGCUCUGUGUUUGUGUCCCAGCAGAGGCAGAGCAGCCCGAUGGAUGCUACACCCAGGUGUCCCAGGAGGUCGUGCAGGGCAGUGAGAGCCGGGGGGACACAGCAGGAGGGUGUGGGGAGCCCCCAGAGCCCCCUAGCACCGACGGGAUUGAUGAAGCCAUCAAGAGAAUCGUUGCUCUGCUCCGGAGUGCAGGAGAUGAGCUGGACAGGGAGGUGAGGGAGGAUGCGCGGCUGCAUCUGUUCUUCAGGGACAUGUCCUACAGCUCCUUCAAGAGCCUGGCUGAUGCCUAUGUCCAGAGGGAGCUGACAGCCAGCAGGCCCAACACCAACCCCCAGGAGAUGCAGUUUGCCUACACGGUCCAUCUCACGGCCACGGUGGCGGGGAUCUGCAGCCAGGCCGUGAACAGGAUCAUGGGCUUCGGCACCCGCUACCUGGAGGAUUCCUUUGCACCCUACGGCAAAAUCCUGCAGAAGAGAGAAAAGCUCAGGACAGACCACUGUGACAGCCCAGACUGACAGUGGGGCCUGUGGUGCCUGGGAAGCCCAGGAUGAACAGCUGUGGUGGGAGGACAAUCCCUGAUGGUGACCUGGAUGUGAGGUGACCUUCUGAGCUGUGGAUUUAAAAUCUUUUCAGGAGAACCAGCAGUGUGAAAUGCUUGAACCCCACCUGGCUGGGGGUGAAAAGUCAGUAAAUCAAACAGAGCCCACAUUUCACCCUGGGCAAAAAUAUUUUUUGUAUUUUAGCUCCUGCCAAGGGCUUGUGUUGAACCUCAGGGGUUGUUGCUGUUUGUGCACAUGUAUUUAUUUACCUGCCUUUCUAAAUGUUUUUGGGAAUGUACAACAUUUUUUUUUUAGUUUCUGCUAC
Molecule: messenger RNA, 1012 nt
Organism: Serinus canaria (Common canary)
Lineage: Eukaryota; Metazoa; Chordata; Aves; Passeriformes; Fringillidae
Gene: BCL2L14
Product: BCL2 like 14
Exons: 4
Coding region: 400-663 (87 amino acids)
Source: RefSeq, a predicted model, not a curated record